Molecule: messenger RNA, 2921 nt
Organism: Micropterus dolomieu (smallmouth bass)
Lineage: Eukaryota; Metazoa; Chordata; Actinopteri; Centrarchiformes; Centrarchidae
Product: arrestin red cell-like
Exons: 14
Coding region: 98-1330 (410 amino acids)
Biological process (GO): G protein-coupled receptor internalization; signal transduction; positive regulation of ERK1 and ERK2 cascade
Cellular component (GO): cytoplasm
Molecular function (GO): angiotensin receptor binding
Source: RefSeq, a predicted model, not a curated record
GCUGAAUGAUCCCAAAAAGUUGGCAAGAACAGCGAACAGCCCGGACCAGCACAGACAGCAGACCAGCACAUCGGCGACUGUCCACAGGACCGAGGAGAUGGGGGACAAAGCGGGGACCAGAGUCUUUAAGAAGUCGAGUCCGAACGACAAGCUCACUGUUUAUCUUGGAAAGCGAGACUUUGUUGAUCACUUAGACCACGUAGAUCCAGUAGAUGGAAUGCUCCUUGUAGACCCAGAGUAUCUGAAAGGUCGAAAAGUGUUUGUGACUCUGACCUGUGCGUUUUGUUACGGUCGGGAGGACCUGGAUGUCCUAGGCCUUUCCUUCCGUAAAGAUCUGUAUGUCAGCACCGUCCAGGUCUUUCCUCCUCUGCAGGAGGAAAAGAAGCCUCUGAGCCACCUGCAGGAGAGGCUGCUGAAGAAGCUGGGUCAUCGUGCCUACCCCUUCAACUUCACUAUCCCCCAGAACCUGCCUUGCUCAGUGACCCUCCAGCCAGGUCCAGAGGACACUGGGAAGGCAUGUGGUGUGAACUAUGAGCUUCGAGCAUUCUGUGCCAAGACUGUGGAGGAGAAGAUCCAUCAAAGGAACUCUGUGCAUCUGGUGAUCAGGAAAGUUCAGUACGCCCCAGAGAAGCCAGGUCCACAGCCGAUGAUGGAGACCAGUCGCAGCUUCCUGAUGUCUGAUAGAGCUUUACACCUAGAGGCCUCAUUGGAUAAGGAGCUGUACUACCACGGUGAGCCCAUCAGUGUCAAUGUCCAUGUCACCAACAACUCUUCUAAGACUGUCAAAAGGGUGAAGAUAUCUGUUCGUCAGUAUGCUGAUAUUUGUCUGUUCUCCACCGCUCAGUAUAAGUGCCCAGUUGCCCAGGUUGAAGCAGACCACCAGGUUUCUCCCAGCUCCACCUCCUGCCAGGUCUACUCUCUGACCCCCGUGCUGGGUAUAAACAGGGAAAAGAGAGGCCUGGCCCUGGAUGGAAAGCUGAAGCAUGAAGACACCAACCUGGCCUCCAGCACCAUAGUAAAAGAAGGGACCAACAAGGAGAUGAUGGGCAUCAUGGUUUCCUACAGAGUCAAAGUCAAACUGGUGGUGUCUCUUGGGGGGGAUGUAGCAGUGGAACUUCCUUUUGUCCUGAUGCAUCCCAAACCUAUAGACCAGCCCAGCUCCCAACCACAGUCAAUUGCUCCAGAGGCUGAUGCUCCUGUGGAUACAAACCUCAUAGAGUUUGACAUGCAUACUUCCUCUCAGGCUGAUGACUUUGUGUUUGAAGAUUUUGCUCGUCUGCGGUUGACAGGGAUGAUGGAUGACAAGGAUGAGGACAAACCCUUCUGUUAGCUCCUCCUCCUUCAGCAUCAGUUACUUGUCUGAGCGAAAGGUUACAAACCACUCAACCAAGAACCCAAGAAGAAGAAAAUGAGCAGACGGCCAGAUGUGUGAGGACAACCUCUGGAGUCUUGCCACAUGCUUUGAUUGUACCAUUUACUCUGUAUGGGCUAUGGUAUGUCUGUUGUUUAAGGAGCAGCCAACAAAAAAUCAGCUGCUUGGUGUCUUACACAUAUAGACCUAUCAUAACAUAGAUGACAGGUCACUUGUUGUUUUCAGGUAUCAGUGAAACCGCUAAAAGCUAUGACAGAGGAACCUAACUUUUAUUGCUUCCUAUUGAUUUGUCCUUCACCUCUUUAUACUCAAGUAAAUCGAGUGCAUUUUUAUGACUGCACCGGCCACAGCUGUGGCUGGAGGCUGUAUGUUUUCAGGUUGUCUGUUAUCUGUCCGUCCCAUUCUUGUUUUUCAGAUGUGGUGCAAACAUCCGCUUAAACUAAAGCAUGAACUGAGUUCAUUGAGUAUGGUGGUCAAAGGUCAAGGUCACUGUGACCUCACGCCUGUCCCAUUCACGUGAACGUGGUAUCUCAGGAAUACCUGGAGGGAAGUGGCACAAACGUCCACUCUGACUCCAGAAUGAACUGAUUUUAGUGGUCUACGCUCCACUUUAUUACAUUAUUCAACACCAUAACUCAGGAACAGAAGGUAUGAUUGUCACCAUAUUUCACAGUGGGUUGGACACUGAAUAGGUAACACUUUUGACUGAAAGGUCAAAGGUCAUUGUGACCUUAAAAUACAUUUACACAUUUUGGGUAGCACUAAUCUGUAAGAACCCAUCUUUACAUAGUAAUCGAAUUUAUGUGUACCUUUUCAACCAAUACAUCUAUGAAUAGUUCCACAAUGUAUAUUCACUGGUAUCAUAUCAUAAAUAUAGUAGUAUAAUUACCUUUUUUCAAAUCCUAGUAUUAAGUAAGUAAGUAUUUACUGCAUCUAUGAGUCUGGACACAUAGAUGGAAACUACAACUCACUGGUUGGCCGAGGCAUACAAUUGCGGCAGUUCUGGUUAUAUUUGGUUCAGAAAAAGCUAGAGUUAAAUUUGUAAACAGGAAUGAUUUUAUUUUAGUAGUUAUUUUUGCUAAUAUAUAUUUCCCUUAUCUCAAGUUGGAUGGAACAGAUAUCAAUAGGUGAACUAACUGAAACAAAUUCCCAUCAUGCAUACAGAUUUUUAAUGUCUGUUGAACAGCCAGGAGUUGUUUGACUCUAGCUUUGGCCUUCCAGUGCGAGAUCAGCUCUUCUUUAGUGCACCUCCAAAAAAUACACUAUUAUUCUGAUGAUUAGCACUGUGUAGUUAGUAUGCUUUUCCAGGUCCAAAAUUGUAAAGUGAAAGGGGUACACUGAUUUUCACUUAUUUGAGACAUUCUCGUGCUAGGUGCACAGUGCCUCGUGUCUCUCCUGGAUCUACACACAAUCCUAAUGCCCAGUAUGUACAAGUUAUUAGCCCUGUGUCCCAAAUGCAUACAAUGUACUCCUAUAUAUGACCACAUUUUGAAUACGCAGUUUGUUCUCACUGGCAAAUAAAAAAUAAACACUUACAAAUGCUGCUUAA